Messenger RNA from Triticum turgidum subsp. durum (durum wheat), 564 nucleotides. The record is from the annotation of a GenBank genome assembly. Lineage: Eukaryota; Viridiplantae; Streptophyta; Magnoliopsida; Poales; Poaceae.
AUGCAGGAGGUGGCGGACGCCAUGUCGCGGGUGGCGGACACGGUGGCCGGGACGCUGGCAAAGAACCUCGGGCACGCCGGGUCGGCGUUCCCGGCAGCCGCUGGGUGCGACGGGACGACAUGCUUCCUGCGGCUGAACAGGUACCCGUUGUGCCCGUUCGCGGACACGUUGGGCAUGGUGCCACACACGGACAGCGACUUCCUCACCAUCGUCUGCCAGGACCAGGUUGGGGGCCUGGAGAUCAUGAACGACUCCCACUGGGUCGCCGUGAAACCCCACCCCGACGCGCUCGUUGUCAACGUUGGUGAUUUGUUCCAGGCAUGGAGCAACAACAGGUACAAGAGCGUGGAGCACAAGGUGGUGGCCAACUCCAAGGCGGAGCGCUUCUCCGUCGCCUACUUCCUGUGCCCGUCGCAUGACUCGCUCAUCGGCACAUACGGCAAGCCGUCGCCGUACAGGCCGUUUACCUUUGGAGAGUACAGGAGGAAGGUGCAGGAUGAUGUCAGGCAAACGGGGAAAAAGAUUGGGCUCCCCAACUUUCUCAAAUGUUCUACGAUAAGUUGA